UAUGUUAACUCUGAACACUACUGAUGGUGGGCAUGUGGCCCCGUUGCCUCUUCCCCUGCAGGCGCCCUGUGAACGCUGACUUCAUCACCUGGCGGGGGCACCUCACCAAGGUGCUGACGACGCCCUACGAGAACCACGAGGGCUGGCUGCGGGCCGUCAGCCUCUUCCGCGGCACGCUGUACGUCAGCGAGGUGGAGACACCGGCGGCCCGGCAGCAGCGGGAGCAGCGCUCCGACAUGCUGCAGGAGCUGGCCUACAUGGGCUACAAGUUCGAGCACUACAUGUGUGCCGACACGCCAGACGGGAGCCCGGACCCCACGGGCGUGGUGAACACCAAUGAGGCCUUCUGCACAGUGGUGCGCACGCGGCUGGGCCCCCACUCGCUGCUCUUCGCCGGGGAGGUGGACUGCACCGACCCCCACGGGCCCUCGCCCCCCGCCUGCUACGUGGAGCUCAAGACGUGCAAGGAGAUGCACAGCCAGGCACAGCGCCGCAUCUUCUACAGGUGUGUCGCCCACCCUCCCCAGCCCAGCACCCUCCUGCCCCCUGGGGUGCGUGGCCUCCGUGCCCCAAGCCACACCCUCCCUCGAGCCGGAUACCGCAAAGGCACUGGGCGGCCGGUGUCUAUGGCCCUUCUGUGGUACCCCUCCCGCUCCCGGCUCCACUGUCCUCCCGCACCCCUGCCUCUUCCUCGCGUGCCAGGCCCUCGUCCCACCUCUAUGCUGGUUGAAAGCUGCUCCCUUCCCCCACAGGGCGAGCAAGGCUGCUGGAAGCCGGCCGUGUGCAUGAAUUUCUGCGAGGCCUUCCUGGCCUUCCUCAAGCGGGUGGUGACAGAAGAUGACCCACAGUGAGUAGAAGAGUCCACAGUCUGUUUCGUUUUACUCACCU
This is a messenger RNA of Pelodiscus sinensis (Chinese soft-shelled turtle), 888 nucleotides long. NCBI's taxonomy places the organism in Eukaryota, Metazoa, Chordata, Testudines, Trionychidae. The record is from RefSeq and is a predicted model, not a curated record.